ACCAGCCUUAGUCCUGGUAUCAGGCGAGAGGCGGAGCCGCCCGGCGCGCCCCGCCCCCGCGGUAGAAAGGGCUGGGCGAGUGUUACUCCCGGUCAGGGCUGGGUGGGACCUUUUAUCUGUGCUGCUGGAGGAGGUAGGAGGAGGAGACACCGGGGGUGGUCCUGGGCGCCUGCGACACCUUUCCUGGACUAUAAAUUGAGCACCUGGGAUGGGCUGGGGGCUGAAGCCACCCUCAGGCACAGUCCGGUCACAGACCGCAGCAGCGCCCUUGGGCAGCAGCAGCUCGCAGAGAAAACACUGAGAAGCAGGGAUCCUGUAGUACAAGAGGCCAAGGCUAGACCCACCAACUACGCACCGCCAUCGCGAGCCAAACCGAGGAACAGCCGCGCAUCUCGGAGGGUUGGGCUGCGACACCAGCGUUAGCAAGGGCGGAGGAGGAGCUGGGAAUCCCGCCUCACCGGCUACAACCAGUGCCCAGCGUGGGCCUCGGAGAGCUUGCGAAAGCGGGCACCCCCUCGCCCCGGCCGUCUAUCUCCGUGCCCCAGCAUUCCUGCGCUUCCGCGUCCACUUGGCCACCAUGAUGCAAAUCUGCGAUACCUAUAACCAGAAGCACUCGCUAUUUAACGCCAUGAAUCGCUUCAUCGGCGCCGUGAACAACAUGGACCAAACGGUGAUGGUGCCCAGCCUGCUGCGAGACGUGCCCCUGGCUGAGCCGGAGCUAGACAACGAGGUCGGCGUGGAGGUAGGCGGCAGAGGCAGCUGCCUGGAGGAGCGCACCACCCCGGCCCCCAGUCCCGGCAGCGCCAAUGGCAGCUUUUUCGCGCCCUCCCGGGACAUGUACAGCCACUACGUGCUGCUCAAGUCCAUCCGUAACGACAUCGAGUGGGGAGUCCUGCACCAGCCACCUCCGCCGGCAGGGAGCGAGGAGAACACCUGGAAGUCCAAGGACAUCCUAGUGGACCUGAGCCACUUGGAGAGUGCGGAUGCGGGCGAGGAAGAUCUGGAGCAGCAAUUCCACUACCACCUGCGCGGGCUGCACACCGUGCUCUCCAAACUUACCCGCAAAGCCAACAUCCUCACCAACAGAUACAAGCAGGAGAUCGGCUUCAGUAAUUGGGGCCACUGAGGCGGGGCUCCUCCCGUCGCCAGCACCCUCUCGGGCCGGUUCUCUCACCCCUCUUUCUUUCCUCAAAGCUAUUUUCUUCCUGGUUGUGGGGCGCGAAGGGCACACUGUAAAGUUGGGUUGUGUACGUUGGGGGUUGUGUGGAGGAGAGGGCCUCACCGUGAGAGCAGAGGAAAGCAGUCGCCAGAGAAGGGGGUUCAAGGACCCCCGGAGGGGGCCUGCUCUGAAUUGGUGGGAAUGGGAUUGGGCUGAUGUCCCUCGAUCAGCCUGUGCCUUUCCUGGGGUUUCUUUUCUCUUCUUUCUGGAAGAAAAGGGCCUAAGAAGGGGCCACGCCAGGGCACAGUGCUGGGUUGCCACACUUGAGAGGGCAGCCUCUAGCCCGGUGCGGGGGGGAAGGCGGGGCGCAGCCUCCUGCCUGCCCUGCCUUGAGCUGCAAGAGGAGGCCCUGGCGUUGCUAGGAUUGCGUCAGUUUUCCUGUUUGCACUAUUUCUUUUUGUAACAGUGACCCUGUCUUAAGUAUUUCAAAUAUCUUUGCUCUGAAACUUAGGCGAUUCCAUUGUGAUAAGCGCACAAACAGCACUGUUGGUAACCGGUACUACUUUAUUAAUGAUUUUCUGUUACACUGUACAGUAGUCCUGUGGCACCCCAUCCCUUUCACGCCACCCUUCCCCCACCCCAGUGUGUGUAAAUUGGCAGUGCGCCGGCCCGGAUGAAGCUUGCCACUUGGCCAGCGAAAAUAUUAACGUUAUUAAGAGAAAGUGGAUUUAUCUAAAGUGGAACCGACUGACAUUCUAUCGGUGUGGUAUAUAGAAUCAUGAAGGGUUCCACGGUUGCUAUGUCUUAAAUUUAUUUAAAACUUUUUUUUUAAAUCCAGAUGUAGACUAUAUUCUAAAAAAUAAAAAAGCGAUGUGUUAACUAAA
Messenger RNA from Nannospalax galili (Upper Galilee mountains blind mole rat), 2043 nucleotides. It is a transcript of the gene Mid1ip1, whose product is annotated as MID1 interacting protein 1. NCBI's taxonomy places the organism in Eukaryota, Metazoa, Chordata, Mammalia, Rodentia, Spalacidae. Gene Ontology annotation, cellular component: cytosol. The coding region runs from base 578 to 1126 and encodes 182 amino acids. The record is from RefSeq and is a predicted model, not a curated record. Gene Ontology annotation, biological process: regulation of lipid biosynthetic process. The transcript is spliced from 2 exons.